AUGGGGUCUCGCUGUGCCAAGCUCAGCACAGGACACAGUGGCCGGGGCCACGAGUCCUCCAUGAAGAAGCUGGUGGCCUGCGUGAGCCAAGAUAACUUCUCCUUGUCGUCGGAGGAAGAGGAGGAGGACGAGGAGGUGGAGGAGGACGAGGACGAGGAGGAGGAGGAGGACGAGGACGAGGAGGAGGUGCCGGUGCAGGGCAAGCUGCUGCUGAUGGAGCCGGAGCCGCAGGAGGAGACCUCGGAGGAGGACACGGCGGCCGGCACGCAGAGCCCCGAGCCGCAGCCCAAGCGCCCCUGA
Molecule: messenger RNA, 300 nt
Organism: Sorex araneus (European shrew)
Lineage: Eukaryota; Metazoa; Chordata; Mammalia; Eulipotyphla; Soricidae
Gene: PRM3
Product: protamine 3
Exons: 1
Coding region: 1-300 (99 amino acids)
Biological process (GO): flagellated sperm motility
Cellular component (GO): cytoplasm
Source: RefSeq, a predicted model, not a curated record